Messenger RNA from Penicillium argentinense, 402 nucleotides. RefSeq lists its product as uncharacterized. Bases 1 to 402 code for a protein of 133 amino acids. The transcript has a single exon. Gene Ontology annotation, biological process: transmembrane transport. The record is from RefSeq and is a predicted model, not a curated record. Gene Ontology annotation, molecular function: transmembrane transporter activity. Lineage: Eukaryota; Fungi; Ascomycota; Eurotiomycetes; Eurotiales; Aspergillaceae.
AUGGGCCCUCCAAUCCCCUGGAUCGCCCCGUGCAUCUUCGCCUGUCUAAUUGCCAUGGCCAACUACGCAAUCUACAUGGCAACAAUCGACUACAUGGUCGCGGCCUACGGACCGUAUUCUGCGUCCGCGACUGGAGGCAAUGGAUUUGCGCGUGAUUUCCUCGCUGGUAUCGCGACCAUGUAUGCUACGCCAAUGUACUCGAAUAUCGGGCAGAAGUACCAUCUCCAGUGGGCGAGUACCAUUUUGGGAUGUGUGGGUUUCUUGGUGCUUAUUCCGCUUUAUGUGUUUUAUUGGAAGGGUCCGGAGAUUCGGGCGAAGAGCAAGUUUGCGCAGCAGCUUGCUGCGGAUCGGGAGAAGCAUACUGAGAGGAGGCAGAGUCAGCUCCGGUCUGAGAAUGCUUAA